CGAUCGGCGAAGAAUCGGAAACACAAAAAUGGGGUGUUGCGCGAGCAAUACAGCUGGUGGUUCAAAGGCUAAUCGGAUCUCUCGCUGGCGAUCUACGGGCAUUGUUGGUCUCCGCGACUCCAAAUUGAAGACAUUUCCUGAUGAAGUGAUUGAAAUGGAGAGAGCAGUGCGAACGCUUGAUCUAACACACAAUAAGAUUGCUGAUGUUCCUGGAGAAAUCAGCAAGUUAAUCAAUAUGCAGCGUCUGUUAAUAGCUGAUAAUCUAGUUGAGCGCCUACCAGGGAAUCUAGGGAAACUUCAAUCUCUCAAAGUUUUGAUGCUUGAUGGAAACCGCAUCAGCUGUUUGCCUGAUGAAUUGGGUCAGUUGGUUAGGCUUGAGCAACUAUCAAUCUCAAGAAAUAUGCUCAUAUACUUGCCCGAUACUAUUGGUAGUCUCCGCAAUCUAGUGCUGUUGAAUGUCUCAAAUAACAGAUUGAAAUCCCUUCCAGAAUCAGUAGGGAGCUGUGCUUCUUUAGAAGAAAUACAGGCUAAUGAUAACGUUGUUGAAGAGCUUCCUGCAUCACUCUGCAAUCUGAUUCAGUUAAAGUCGCUUUGCUUAGACAAUAAUCAAGUGAACCAGAUUCCAGAUGGAUUGCUGAUACAUUGCAAGAGUCUGCAAAAUCUUUCUUUGCAUAACAAUCCUAUUUCCAUGGAUCAGUUUCAGCUGAUGGAAGGAUACCAAGAAUUUGAAGAGAGGAGAAAGAAGAAAUUUGAUAAGCAAAUCGAUUCGAAUGUGAUGAUGGGCUCUAAAGGACUUGAUGUAGGCGUUGAUAAAUGAAAACUGUCUUCACAUCCCCUUACUUUGUCCGAUCGGUGAAUGAGGAUCAUCGUUUCGUGUAAGAAAUAUUGUUGUAAAAC
Arabidopsis arenosa is the source of this 897-nucleotide messenger RNA. The record is from the annotation of a GenBank genome assembly. NCBI's taxonomy places the organism in Eukaryota, Viridiplantae, Streptophyta, Magnoliopsida, Brassicales, Brassicaceae.